ACAUCAGCAGACUGACUCGAUCUGACUGACACGUACUGGUUUGUUAAGAAACUGUAGCAGCGAGCGAUCCAGGAAAGCUCCCGAACAUUUCGGAAGGCAGAGCCCAGUAGGAGGCAUUGUUGGAUCAAAACGCUCUUUAAGAUCCUGAAUACCCGAUACCAUCAUGAACGUGUUUGACCGCAACAUCAAUAUUGACGCCAUCUUCAGGUUCUCCCAAAUAUCUCACUCCACCCAGGUGCACCUGAAGAAUGUGUACUCCAGCUUGGCUGUCUGUAUGUUUGUGGCCGCAGCCGGCUCAUAUGUUCACGUGGUCACCCGCCUUUUGCAGGGCGGCGUGUUGUCUGUGAUCGGCUCGUUGGCCAUGAUGUUCUGGCUCGCCAUGACACCCCACAACCCUGAGACAGAGAAGAAGAGACUGGGAAUCCUUGCUGGAUUUGCCUUCCUCACAGGCGUCGGCCUUGGCCCCACUCUGGACUUUGUCAUCGCGGUCAACCCGAGCAUCAUCAUGACGGCCUUCCUGGGAACCUCAGUGAUUUUCAUCUGCUUCACUCUGAGCGCGCUCUAUGCGAAGCGCAGGAGCUACCUGUUCCUGGGAGGCACUCUGAUGUCCGGCCUCUCCAUCCUCUUCCUCAUGUCUCUGAUGAACAUCUUCUUCGGGUCUAUGAUGUUGUUCAAGGUGCACAUGUACCUCGGUCUGUUGGUCAUGUGCGGCUUCGUCCUCUUUGACACUCAGCUCAUCAUCGAGAAGGCAGAGAACGGAGACAAGGACUACGUGUGGCACUGUGUGGACUUGUUCCUGGAUUUCAUCACAAUCUUCAGAAAGCUGAUGAUCAUCUUGGCCAUGAACGAUAAGGAGAAGAAGAAAGAAAAGAAGUAAAACCUGAUGGAACCGGUGGUCAAAUAUUAAAAUCAGAAAAGGCACAAUUUGCGAUGCACUUGGUGCUUUUUUUUUUUUUUUUUUACUUUCUCCUUUUCUCAAUCUAACUCUUAUGUGGUCUUAUGUUUUUGUUUUUUUGAUUGACUUAUUUUUGAAACUUACAAGGGUUGAAUGUAAGUUUGUGGUACCGUGAUGGCUGUGGAGAACACAACACUGCAGUGACCAGGCUCGGCCUGUAGAGGGGGGUGUUGCCUAACGCAUUCUGAGCAGCGCUUGAAGUUUCUAUUACUGUUAUUUAGUGCCAUAAAUUAAGACUAUAGACUCACUUUUAAGACUCAUGUAAGAUUCAGAAGCUGAAUACUGUUUAAUUUCUGUUUGAUUKCUUAUUUAUAGUUUUCCUCAGUUCACGGUGGUGAAAUGUAAGUUUAGUGACCCAUGAUUUAGAGAAAAUAACCUUUUUUAGGCUUUUUUUUCCUUUCUGUUUUUCCCUGUUUUGUGUAAGAAAUAACAGAACCUGUCAGAAAAAACUAAUCCCAUUAAACCCCUCCAGACUGACUAAAAGCCACUGGACAGACUGGUUUGUAAAUUUAGACAUGCUGGGGAAGGAGACUGUCCCAUUUGUCCUUUUUCUCUUUUAUUUUCCCCCCAGCUCAUUUAACAGCGACAGGUCUUUCAUCUGGAACYCGCCUCUUGUAAAUUUCCCUAAAAUCUGCUGUUGAACCUUUAUUCUGCCAAAUAACGAUGUUAACCAGGCAAUUUGGCAGCAGUGCAAAAUUAUUUUUUUCUUUAAGUGUAAACUGUGAACAAUUUUUGUUGAUGUAUAACAAAAACUAAUUUGAUACAUUUGCUCAAUAAAUGUGUUGAACAGAUUAA
This is a messenger RNA of Poecilia reticulata (guppy), 1750 nucleotides long. It is a transcript of the gene tmbim6, whose product is annotated as transmembrane BAX inhibitor motif containing 6. Gene Ontology annotation, biological process: negative regulation of apoptotic signaling pathway; cellular response to unfolded protein; negative regulation of RNA splicing. Gene Ontology annotation, cellular component: mitochondrial membrane. Gene Ontology annotation, molecular function: enzyme binding. NCBI's taxonomy places the organism in Eukaryota, Metazoa, Chordata, Actinopteri, Cyprinodontiformes, Poeciliidae. The record is from RefSeq and is a predicted model, not a curated record.